Spirodela intermedia is the source of this 1839-nucleotide messenger RNA. The record is from the annotation of a GenBank genome assembly. Lineage: Eukaryota; Viridiplantae; Streptophyta; Magnoliopsida; Alismatales; Araceae.
AUGGGACUCCACUGGUUCCGCUUCUCCUUCUUCUUGCCCUUUCUUCUGUUUGCAGUCCCUGCACUAGGGCAGGCCUGGGUUGGGCAGGAUCUUCGUCUUCUUCUCGCCUUCAAGUCCUCCGCCGAUGCUCAGGGCGCUAGCCUGAGCAGCUGGGAGGGGACGAAUCCCUGCUCCGGCAGUUGGCGAGGAGUUAGAUGCCGCGCUGGGCGGGUCGCCGGCGUCGUCCUCGACGGCGCCUCCCUGGUCGGCGGCAUCUCUUCCCUUCUUCGGCUGCCACACCUCGAGCUCCUCAGUAUGAGGAGGAAUCUGCUCAGUGGAACAAUGGCCGCGCUGACUGCUCUCAGCAACGCUAGGCUUAAAUACCUCUUCCUCUCGCACAACCAGUUCAACGGGAGCCUGGAAAUCUCCCUCCCUGCCCUGGUUUCUCUGAGGCUGGAGGGCAAUGGGUUCUCCGGCGACCUGCGGGGUCUGCGGCUGCCGAACUUGCAGGACCUCAACGUGUCCGGGAACUCCCUCUCCGGCGAGAUCCCUAGUUACCUUUCCAGGUUUCCGGCGUCGGCUUUUGGCCUGAACCCGUCUCUCUGCGGGGAUCCUCUCCCCAGCUGCGCCACAACGUCACCCAUGCUCGUCACCCGAGCUACUCCUUCCCCAACUCCUUCCAUGGCCAGCGUCUGCAUCAGGAAGGCCUUGAACAAGCUUCGUGCCGUCGUCGUCUUCGCCGUCGGCGCCGGUGACGCGAUCAUCAUUUCAGUACUCCUGGCCAUAGUCGUCGGGAUGUACCUGUGGAUCUCCGGGAGAGGUGGCGCCGCCGCCGCCGCCAAUCGGCGAACUGUAGACACUUCCCGGCCACCGGAGACGGAGCGGGAGGUGUGGGCCGGUGACGGCCAGAAGAGGGACACCGGACUGGUCUGCUUCGAAGGAGGGGAAUAUCUCCGGCUGGAUUGUCUUCUCAAGGCUUCUGCGGAGGUCCUGGGGGAAGGAGACGCCGGCGGCACCUACAAGGCUGCCCUAGACGACGGCCUGAUCGUCGCCGUGAAGAGGCUCGACGUCUCCUGCUUCCCCGCCGGCAAGGCCUUCGACCAGCAGAUGCGCGUCAUCGGCAUGGUGAGGCACAGAAACCUGGUCAGCCUCAGAGCGUACUACAAUGCCCGCGAGGAGAAGCUUCUCGUCUACGACUACCUACCCAACGGCAGCCUCCACUCCCUGUUGCAGAACCGUAAGACUCAAAAUUCCUGCUGAUCUCCUUCGAUUAAUCUCCGCACAAAACUUUCUGACGAGAUCGCUUGCACUGAUCGGAGCUUCGCAGGAAGAGGAUACGCGAGGACUGGAGGUCCUCUGGACUGGAAUUCGAGGAAGAAGAUACUGAUCGGCGCAGCGCAGGGGCUCGAGUUCAUCCACAGCUUUCCCUCGCGAUCGCCGCUGGUUCACGCCAACUUCAAGCCAUCGAACGUCCUCAUCGACGGCGGAGGCGACGCCUGCGUCUCGGAUUGGGGUCUGAUGCAGAUCGCCAGGAGCUCCCGCCGGCGGCCGUCUCCUUCCCGGCAGCAGCUCUCCCUCUCACCAUUGCCGGAGACCGACGGUUCUCCGGCGACGGCGGCGGGAUGGCAGCGGUACAGAGCACCGGAGCUGAUGAGGGGGAAGCGGGCCACACAGGCGUCAGACGUCUACAGCUUCGGGAUGGUGAUGCUGGAGGUGGUGACGGACAAGGAGAUUGGUGACGGCGAGGCGGAGGAGGAGGUGAUGCGGAUGGUGAAGAUCGGGAUGAUGUGCACCAAGGAGAAUCCGGAAGAGCGGCCAGCGAUGAGCAGCGUCGUCCGGCUCAUCGGCGAUCUUCUGUAG